Messenger RNA from Guillardia theta CCMP2712, 2778 nucleotides. RefSeq lists its product as hypothetical. The record is from RefSeq and is a predicted model, not a curated record. Lineage: Eukaryota; Cryptophyceae; Pyrenomonadales; Geminigeraceae. Bases 1 to 2778 code for a protein of 925 amino acids. The transcript has 2 exons.
AUGAACAUCCCGGAGUCCUGGGUGGGUGCCAAGCGCAGCCAGGGCCAACCGGUGGAGUCCGAACCGUCCGCAUCGAAGAAGAAGAAGAAGCGUCUGGUGGUGGAGAAGAAGGCAGAGGCGAAGGCAGAGGCAAAGACAGAGAAAAAGACAGAGGUGAAGGCAGAGACGAAAAAGGAAAAGAAAGCAGAGUCCAUCCCCAUAGAACCAGUGGAGUCCGUCUUUUCCCUCGGCGCCGAAGAACCAGCGCCCUGCCCGGAGGUGACGCCCGAGGACCUCGAGGGGAUGCCAUCGCAAGAGUCCGGGGUCUACAACGAGCUGCGCUGCGCGAUCCACGAGAGCGGCAGCAGCGGCCCGGCGCAGACCCUCUCGCUGGACAGCGUCAUCUCACGGCAGCCCUACAUCAAGAUGAUGCAGAACCUGUUCGGGGCGUACGACGAGAGCUGCUUCUCGCAGGUCCCGCCGGUGAAGAUCGUGACGAAGGCGUGGGAGGAAACGCACAUGCGGGAGCCGCACCCGGACGAGCGGCCGUGCUCCAUGGGCAUCAAUUGCGAGUGCAUGUUCAUCGACCCCGCGCUCCCCUUCACCUGCGUGGAGUUCCGGCUGCCGAACGAGCCCCUCCCGAACGAGCAGCAGCUCUGUGUCCUGUGCCUUCGGAAGCUCACGCAGAGCAUGUUCUACGACAUCGUGUACCAAGGGAACCGCUUCAACGGGGUGAUCCAGAGCCACGGCAACAUCUGCGACCAGCCCGGGGAGUACGCGAGGCAGGUGAUGCUCUCGUGCCCCAUCGGCGGGCCGGUGCACUGCAUGCCGCUCCCCAUCGUCUCCCACCAGCGGAACCGCUACUCCGUUGUCCUGAACAACGUCGGGGUGAAGCACCUGAAGCAGCACCGCGUGGCGUGGGAGGAUUUUCGAUCGACCCCUCCUGGGCCCAUCGCCGUGAUGCGACCGGGGAGGGAGCCGCUCGACAUCCACCCACUCGGGUGCCUGUCGGAGGCCGACCUGCCGCCCCGCGGAGGGUGGGUCCCAGGGGGGGGAUUCCAGGAAACCUUCCAAGAAUCAUCCCAAGAAGUAGGCAGUUUCUGUCCGGAGGACCCAGUCCUGGACGCGGAGCUUGCGAGGCUGCAUGUGCUCCUCCACGCCGGAGAGACGAGGGCGCAGCUGCUCAUCGACACUCGCCUGCUGGCGUGCUGGCUGGCCACCACAGCGCCGGGGCUCUACAAGAGCGUGCCGCGGGAGUCGCUCGUCCCGCACCCGUCCUCGGCCUACCACCAUAAGAACCUGCCGGACAUCGGGCGCUUCAUCCUGCAGAGCCUGGCGCACCGCGACUGGAAGACGAACCUCAUCGUCAACGUCAUCUGCAACAGCAUGCCCUGCCUGAAGCGGAACCGCGUUGCGUUCCUCGACAAGGACGCAUUCGCCCACCCCCACGCGACCGUGCUCAUCAACAUCCUGCACGGCCUGCUGCUGGGGCUCUACCCGAGCACGGCCAAGCGCCCCGCCUUCCGCUGCAGGGUGAGGCUCGCCGGGGAGCUGCGCGCCCUGCUCUGCGCCCCGCUGCGCGCUCAGGCGGAGUUCCUGCAGGGCCACCUCCCGCUGCUCAAGCUGUCGAUGAUGGAGUACCUCUGGCACGCCUGCGGAACGUACCUGACGACAGAACUCGACGCCAUCUCCCACGUCCACGGCAUGGCCACCUUCAUGGAGAUCUGCCCCAACAUCUGCGACGGGUUUCGGCAGGAGGGCCUCCAGGACUCCCGCUGGACGUGGGACUCCCUGAGCUCCGUCGCCGCCACCUUCGUCGAGCGCUGCGUCCGGACGUGCAAGUUCCGCAUGGGGAGGGCCAGGGCCGACGCGGAGGGCCACGCGUUCUGGGCACUGCCCUGGAAGCCGUACCCGGUGCGCCCCCCGAACACCCCCCACCAGGAGCCGCUGCACACCCCAGGUGGACAGGACCCUCCCUGCCCGUACCUGACCAAGCCAGGCCAAGAGGCGCUCCAAACCCCGCAGCCCCCCGUCUCCAAAUGGAAGCGCAUCGCCCCAUCCCAGUCGCACCUCUUCGAAGUCGCCCGGGAGAUGCACGUCGCGCAGGCCCCCGGCGUGCUCUGGAGCGUCUACUCCGAGUUCCACCCCCACCUCUCCGUGGAGGACUUCCACCUCAUCGAGCACCUCCACGCCCGCUGCCGUGUCCACCCGCUGCCCUGCAACCUCGCCGCCACGCAGGCCCGCAUGCUGCUCGAGACCUACGGACAGGACCACGCCCAGCUCGCCAGCGUCUCCCGCGUGCACCUCUGCCUCCGCUGCUGCAACAAGCCCAACGCCGACGCCAUUUCCACGAAGCUCCGCCUCUGCAUGCACACCGGCAGGCUGAUCUGCGUCUCCUGCGCCUCCCACCUCCCCGUCGUCGCCGUGGACUUGCUCGGGAAGGUCCUCGUCGUGCAGGGCGUCACCUACUACCUCUGCCCUGUCUGCGGCGGGUGCAAGCGCUGGGCCUUCAGCGGCACGGAGUUCACCUGCGUCGACUGCGGGCACCGCCCCACCCCGCCCCCGCCCCGCCCCACCCCCAGGCGCUGCCUCCACUGCAGCAAGACCAACGGCCUCGAGCGGGCCACCCUCCUCUUCGCCGACUUUGGCGUCCGCGUCCAGGUCUCCCUCUGCUCCAGGCACGCCCUCCCCGCCCACGUCUCCCGCUUCGUCCGCGACGUCGGGGACUACUGCAGGGCGGCCCGCGCCUGCGAGGCAGAGAGGGCAGAGGCCCGCCAGUGCAGGGGCAGGCGGAGGUGA